Molecule: messenger RNA, 2226 nt
Organism: Acytostelium subglobosum LB1
Lineage: Eukaryota; Evosea; Eumycetozoa; Acytosteliales; Acytosteliaceae
Exons: 3
Coding region: 1-2226 (741 amino acids)
Source: RefSeq, a predicted model, not a curated record
AUGCUGAGUCAUAUACUACAUGGCAAUGGCAUUAGAAAUCGUGUAUUAAAUUCUCGAUUAAAGAAGAAGCAACAACAACAACAACAACAACAACAAAGUGAGCAACAAGACAACAACAACAACAACAACAACACAUCAGAUACAUCAUUGGAGGGAUCAUGGAGUAAUGUUAAAGUACAUAGAACAAUCAAUCCGGAGAAGAUCACAUCGAUACAGGAGCAAUUUGUCGAUCAUGGCAAGAGGGCGAGCGACAGGAAGAAGAUGGAGAAGCGCGUGGACGAAAUGAUUGACUCGGGGCAUUAUGACGAGCGCUCACUCGUACGCCCCGAAGACGCAGACGACGACUAUGACGAGGAUUACAAGCCGUCGGGUCGAACAUACAUCCGCGAGAGCUACCAGGUGAUGGAGCCCGACAACAAGGGGGAUGCGCGCUUCAUCGCCGACUCGAUGCGCUCCAACGAGUUCAUGGAGAAGGGCAUGGAGAAGAAGGAGAGUGGCUGGCAGCUGUGGAACUACAAGAAGCAGGGCCUGCAAACGUAUGAUCACGAUCGCGACGAGCGCAGCGAGCUGUCCAAGGUCGGCCUCGAGCGCACAGACGACGGCUCGCUCUUUUGUGGCAAGUUUGAGAUCCCCGCCGACUACGAGGACUACUUCACCAAGCCCGACAAGGUGACGUCGCGUGCCGAGAAAAACAACCUGAAGCGAAUGGAGGCACAUCUUGGCCGCGAGAAGAUUGAGAAGCGACGACCAAAGCGCAGGACGAUCAUCGAUGACAAUGAAGACGAGCAUACCAUUCUCCAAAAGAAGAUGUCCGAUCGCAUCCUGGAGGUGCUCAAUGAUUCGUUCAUGUUUGCGCAUGAGGAUAACAAUGCUACGAGACAGGAGAAUGCACUUCGCCGCGACGCACACACUGGCUAUGGAUUCUUCAGAAGCACAGACAAUGACGCGAUUCAAGACGACGAGUUGGUGUCCGACCCCAUCCUCUCGCGCUCAGGCAUCAUUCUCACUCGCGCACUGAUGUCCAGUGAUUUGCGAUGGGUCAAGGUGUUCUGGGAGCGAGACAACGAUGCUGUCGUGCAUAAUGUCAGUGGCAAUGGCAAUGGCAAUGAUAUUGGCGAGUUGGACAACGAACAAGAUGGCUACAGCAAUGAGCCAACAAACGCAUAUGAACUCAUGGAACAGGUGGACAGGUUUGAACACAACCAGGCAUUGGCUGUGGCAGAGGCCGAGGCCAUGGCUGAGGGUGGUGAAGGCCCGUCCAACGACUCAGCAAUGGACGAGGAGGAGGAAAAGGCCAGAAUGCUGAUGGACGAUGCCAUGACCAUCCCCGAGAUCAUUUCAAACCUGGCGACCAACAAGGCAAAGAGGAUAGUUCAACAACAUUAUAAGGAUGAACUACAAUCAGCAAUACCCAAGGACUUCUCAUUUGGAAGCGGCCACACGCAGAUGGCCCAGACCAGCAAGGUCACUCUCAACAUUAGUGUGCCGUCGCUGGAGCAGAGUCUGCGCGAGCCGACGCCGGUCGUGGAGAGCAGUUCGGCCGUCAAGAAGAGGAUGGCGGCCGAGCGCGACAUGCGCUACAGUCAAAAGUACGAAACACUGACCGAUCAGCAGAUCCAGACGCGACUGACAGCCAUCACGCCACGUCUGCGACUGCAUCUGGGCAAGAGCAUCAAGACCAAGUACGUGCCCAACAUAUUCUUUGUCAAGGACAAGGAUCAGAAGAGGAUGAAUGUCACCAUGGACCUUUACGAGACCAUCGUCUUCCCCGAGCUUGUCAAUGCCGCCAGGAAAUCACAGAACAAGGACUUGAUCAGAUCACAGCAAUUGAAGAAUAGAUUCUUGGGUGUGUUUAAGACUGGUUCAUCAUCAUCAUCAUCAUUGUCAACUCCCAACAACAUGUACAGCAACAACUACAACAAUGAGGAAGAGGAGGAGGAGAAGGACAACUUGAUGGACUUGUCACUGGCGUCAGAGAUCUUGAAGGAGGACCGCGAGUUGGACAACCCAUAUGAACAGCCAUCAUUCUUGUACAAGAACAAAUCAACUCCAGCCAAUACAGCUGUGCCCAGUGAGUCAGUAGACGACGCAGAGGACAUUGAGUUGUCCCAGAUGGAAGCCACGGAAGCCCAAGACACAGAAGGACUGGCCCCAGUCGACAGCCACACCAAGGUCGACCCUUCGUCUAUAUUUAAGCAAUACAACAAGCGACAACAGUUUGAUUAG